Molecule: messenger RNA, 252 nt
Organism: Eremothecium sinecaudum
Lineage: Eukaryota; Fungi; Ascomycota; Saccharomycetes; Saccharomycetales; Saccharomycetaceae
Gene: YOS1
Product: Yos1p
Exons: 2
Coding region: 1-252 (83 amino acids)
Biological process (GO): endoplasmic reticulum to Golgi vesicle-mediated transport
Cellular component (GO): endoplasmic reticulum membrane; COPII-coated ER to Golgi transport vesicle; Golgi membrane
Source: RefSeq, a predicted model, not a curated record
AUGAUAUUUGGUUUAGGUAGACUAUUUUACGUGAUACUGCUUCUGGUGAAUUCAGUAGCAGUUUUGAGUGAGGAGAGGUUUCUAAGAAGAAUUGGUCUAGGUUCAAAGUCACAGCAACCAGCUUUUGGACAGAAUGAUAACUCUACAAAGUCGAAACUAAUCAAGUUAAUCGGUGCAGUGCAAACGCUGUUAAGGAUCCCAUUGAUUGGAAUAAACAUCCUGGUAAUCUUAUAUGAAUUAGUAUUGGGAUAA